GAAAAGAAAGGAAAAGAAAAGGGAAAGCUAGCAAAGCAGAAAUCAACCGUGGACCAGAGCAACAUUAAUAUCUAGAAAUUUGUUAUCCUCUUCUGCUGCUUCUUAUAAUAAUUGGCGCUUCACUUUCACUCAAGAGCCUAUCUCAGGAGAUGGCCAAAGCAGGCACAAAGUUACCGAGUUUCUGUCUAAACAGAAUUAGGCCUCAUGCUAGAGUUCGUUCCCCUCCUGUACAUUCUAAGCCUGUGAAUGUCAUGAGUUCCAACAAAUCUGAUAAAAAAAGUGAGAAUCCUGGUACUGUCAAAGAAGAAGAAUCAGGUGAUGGGGUGAAACCCGGAUUGGUGAUUAGUAGGAGAAUAAUGGUUGUGGUUGAUUCCAGCCUUGAAGCUAAGGGAGCUUUACAAUGGGCACUCUCCCACACGGUUCAGAUCGAGGACACUGUUAUUCUUCUUUGCUUAACAAAGCCUUCUAAGCAAGGCUGCAGUCAAGGGUCCAGCAAGAAGAUUGUUCCAAGGAGUUAUGAAUUCAUUGACUCGUUGAGAAAACUGUGCCAGUCGAAGAAACCUGAGGUGAGGCUUGAGGUGGCAGUUGUGGAAGGGAGGGAAAAAGGACCUGCUAUAGUGGAAGAAGCAAGAAAACAGGGGGUGUCGAUGCUGGUUUUAGGGCAGAAGAAACGCUCCACAACAUGGCGCCUUAUGAUGAUGUGGGCAGGCAAACGGGUCACAGGUGGAAUUGUAGAGUACUGUAUCCAUAAUGCUGAUUGCUUGGCAAUUGCAGUGAGGAGGAAAAGCAAGAAGCUUGGAGGGUAUUUGAUCACCACCAAGCGUCAGAAAGAUUUCUGGCUCUUGGCUUAAGCAGUUUAAGUGUGUGUUAAUCUGUUACAGAUUGUGAUUCCUAUACACCUAAACACCUUCUACAACUCGGAGAAAGACAUAGUUUGUGGCCAAACAUUAAAUACGUUGAGAUUCGUAUGUUAUAUCUAUCUCUCUUCGAAA
Molecule: messenger RNA, 992 nt
Organism: Carya illinoinensis
Lineage: Eukaryota; Viridiplantae; Streptophyta; Magnoliopsida; Fagales; Juglandaceae
Exons: 3
Coding region: 150-851 (233 amino acids)
Source: RefSeq, a predicted model, not a curated record